AUGGACUCUGAAAGUCGACGGAAAAUCGAGGAUACGGUUUUGGACAUAUUGAGAAAAACCAACUUGGAGGAGAUGACUGAGUUCAAAGUCCGAGAGGUAACCUCGGAGCAACUCGGAAUCGAUUUCUCUGAUACAGAGCACAAGAGCUUCGUGAGAAGCGUGAUCGAAAGGUUCCUGCUAUCGGCUCCGGAUACCGAGGUGAACGCUCGGGAGGAGCUCAUGGAGACGAAUGUGCAAGAAGAGCAGGGCACGAGGUCGAAGAAGGAGGUGAAUGAGGACGGACACCGUGUUAUUUGCAAGCUAUCUAACAGGAAAACUGUGGUGAUUAACGAUUUCAAAGAGAAAACUUACGUGUCCUUCAGAGAAUUUUAUCAAAAAGAUGGAAAGCAACUUCCUACCGCCAAAGGAAUUAGCUUGCCAACUGAACAAUGGGCAGCGUUCAAAAAGAGUGUCCCUGCAAUAGAGGAAGCCGUUAAAAAGAUGGAAUCAAAGAUAAGAUCUGAACUUGACAGUAAACGAACUGAAAAUGGUAAGCAAACUGAAGAUGGUAAGCAAACUGGAGACGGUGUGCAAACUGAAGACAUGUCUAAUUCAUUAAAUGGUAUUGCUCCUCAACAACUUGUUACCAUUGAGACUAGCCGUUUUGAUGGGAAAAACUACCCAUUCUGGGUGGAACAGAUGGAGCUUCAGUUGAAGCAAUUAAAGAUUGCAUAUGUGCUCUUUGAGCCAUGCCCAAGCAGUAUGCUUGGCCCGGAAGCAAGUAGUGAAGAAAUUGCUCAUUCAAAGGCUGCUGACCGGAAAUGGGUGAAUGAUGAUUCCGUGUGUCGUCGUGGCAUCUUAAACGCUCUAUCUGAUGAUCUGUUUUAUCUUUACUCAAAGAAAACCAUGACUGCUAAAGAGCUGUGGGAAGAUCUAAAGCUAAUAUAUCUUUUUGAGCAAUUUGGAACAGAUAGAACUCGAGUUAAAAAGUACAUCGAAUUUGUGAUGCUCGAGGGGAAAUCAAUUGUGGAGCAAGUUGAAAUUUUUAAUAGGCUUGCUGAUUCCAUUGUAGUUGAUGCGCGAGGAGCAUCUACCUUUUGCAAUGUUGAUGGAACGUUUGAGGGUCGAAGAAGAGAUGCGUAUUAG
Prunus armeniaca (apricot) is the source of this 1125-nucleotide messenger RNA. The record is from the annotation of a GenBank genome assembly. Lineage: Eukaryota; Viridiplantae; Streptophyta; Magnoliopsida; Rosales; Rosaceae.